AAAAACCCUCAGAUUUUGCAACCCUAUCAAUAGUAAAAUGGGAAAGAGUUGUCUUGUGACUACUUUUCUCUCGCUUCUCCUUCUCUUCCUUCAAACCCCUAAAUAUGUUAAUGCCAGUUUCAGCUGCUACGGUGACUUUUUCAAUUUUAACUACGGCGUCAGUCGAGACUCCCUCUUCUCUUCCCUUCCUUCUAACGUCGUUGCAAACGGCGGUUUCUACAACGCGUCCUUUGGCAGAGAAUCCAAAGACAACAGAGUCCACGUUGUUGCCUCAUGCAGACGAGGCUACGAGAAGCAAGCUUGCAAGACAUGUCUCGAACAUGUGAUUGACGACACCAAAUCAAAGUGUCCUAAUCAAAAAGAGUCUUUCUCCUGGGUCACUGAUCAAUCCGACGACGUUUUAUGCUCUCUACGUUACACCAACCGCUCAACUUUUGGCAAACUGGAGCUCUCUCCAGUUGUUAUCAACGCUAACCCAAACAGUAUAAAUUCAUCCAUAUCCCAGAACAUGACCUUGUUCAGCCAAGAAUGGAUUGCAGUGGUUAACCGGACGCUCGAGGCCGCUUCCACCGCUGAGACUUCCUCAGUGCUCAAGUACUAUAACGCCACAAAAACAAAGUUCACACAAAUUCCAGAUGUUUACGCGUUGAUGCAAUGCACGCCUGACCUAUCGCCAGGCGACUGCAAGAGAUGUCUAAGAGAGUGUGUGAAUUACUUUCAAAGCCAGUCCUGGGGAAAACAAGGAGCUGGGGUUAGUCGGCCUAGCUGUUAUUUCCGGUGGGAUAUUUAUCCUUUCUAUAAAGCUUUUGAUAAUGUUACAAGAGUUUCUGCUCUUCCUCCUCAAGCUUCUUCGACUAUGCUCAAUUGCGUGAAAGACAAGAAAAGUUUUCAAGGAAGCAAAAUUGCAAUUAUUGUGGUCCCAACGGUUAUCAAUCUCUUCGUAUUUGUGGUUCUAAUACUUUCUUGGAAGAGAAAGCCGUCACACACCGGAAUCAAUGAGGCUUUUGAUUGGAAUGAUGGUCAAUCUAUGGUACGUUUUGAUCUUGGUAUGAUCUUAUUGGCAACCAAUAACUUCUCUCUAGAAAAUAAGCUUGGCCAAGGUGGAUUUGGAUCUGUCUACAAGGGAAUAUUACCGAGUGGGCAAGAGAUAGCGGUAAAGAGAUUAAUAAAAGGUUCAGGGCAAGGAAAUAUGGAGUUCAAGAAUGAGGUCUUACUCUUGACAAGGCUCCAACAUAGGAAUCUGGUCAAGCUUCUUGGGUUUUGUAAUGACAAAGAUGAAGAGAUUCUUGUCUACGAGUUCGUCCCCAAUGCAAGCCUUGACCGCUUCAUAUUUGAUGAAGAAAAACGCCGGAUUCUGACAUGGGAUGUGAGGUACAUAAUCAUAGAAGGAGUUGCGAGAGGGCUUCAAUAUCUCCAUGAAGAUUCUCAGUUGAGGAUUAUUCACAGAGAUUUGAAGGCAAGCAAUAUCCUUUUAGACGCAGAUAUGAACCCUAAGGUUGCAGACUUUGGGAUGGCGAGGCUGUUCAAUAUGGAUGAGACUCGAGGACAGACAAGCAGAGUAGUUGGAACAUACGGAUAUAUGGCUCCAGAAUACGCGACAUACGGACAAUUCUCAGCUAAAUCGGAUGUUUAUAGUUUUGGUGUGAUGCUGCUAGAGAUGAUAUGUGGUAAAACCAACAAAAACUUGGAAAAGGAAGAAGAGGAAGAAGAAGAGCUUUCAGCUUUUGUGUGGAAGAGGUGGACUGAAGGAAGAUUUGAAGAAAUCAUUGAUCCUUUGGCUGCUCCGAGUAACAACAUCUCAAUAAACGAAGUAGUGAAGCUCAUCCACAUAGGUUUGUUGUGUGUUCAAGAGAAUGUUUCCAAAAGACCUAGCAUGACUUCAAUCCUCUUUUGGCUUGAAAGACACGCUAACACCACCAUGCCUGUGCCCACACCUGUUGCUUUUUUUACACGGCCAUCACCCUCACCAUCACCAUCACCAUCACCAUCCUCGUCACUGUGAUGCUUAUGAGCACUUAAGCAUGUAUGUAUUAUACCACGUUGUCUGUCUCUGUAUUCUGUACAAUGGCAGAUAUUGAGCAAAAGAUGCCGUGUAGUAUAAGCAAAUUUAUGUUUAUUUUAGUGGUAACGAGUUAUGCGUUCUUAUUUUUAGUUAACAUGGUUAAGAGUAAGACAACGUACUUUUCAAAAGUUGUCGAAAACUUAUAUUAUAAAAAGGUUUGAUUAAUAAGACUCUCCUAAUAUUAAUCAAAAUUUUUUUGUGGGAAGUUGCGCGUGUGGAUCUCACUCGCGGCGAUUUCUCUCUCAAACCACCUU
Camelina sativa (false flax) is the source of this 2316-nucleotide messenger RNA. RefSeq names its product cysteine-rich receptor-like protein kinase 37. Gene Ontology annotation, biological process: protein phosphorylation. Gene Ontology annotation, molecular function: ATP binding; protein serine/threonine kinase activity. The record is from RefSeq and is a predicted model, not a curated record. Gene Ontology annotation, cellular component: plasma membrane. Lineage: Eukaryota; Viridiplantae; Streptophyta; Magnoliopsida; Brassicales; Brassicaceae.